Molecule: messenger RNA, 3662 nt
Organism: Chelonia mydas (Green sea turtle)
Lineage: Eukaryota; Metazoa; Chordata; Testudines; Cheloniidae
Gene: GREM2
Product: gremlin 2, DAN family BMP antagonist
Exons: 7
Coding region: 810-1316 (168 amino acids)
Biological process (GO): animal organ morphogenesis
Molecular function (GO): BMP binding; receptor ligand activity
Source: RefSeq, a predicted model, not a curated record
ACGCAGUGCCUGAGAAGAGUCAGUGCUGAGCCUCCAGUGUUCCUUUCAUAUCUGCACCAAAGCUAGCCUGAGACCCUGCAAAGCAAGGCGUGCUCUUCUCAUUCGCAGCUCUUUUAAAUUGAGCUCUUAUGGGCAUCUGCAGCAGCCUGGUUGAGUCAGAACUGAAAGCAGCAGAGGGAGACCACACUUAAUCACUGCAUUGGAUAUAUAAUAACCUCCAGGACACAGGGAACUGAAGAAAACCCCUCAGCUGGUUGCAGGGCAACACUGAGCAAAAAGGUUUGUCACAGGCUGCUAUAUAUGAUUGGAUAUGGAAUUUUGAGAAGGUGCCAAUUAUUAUCCUUUAAUCCAGGAACACUCUGCCCAGCUGUAUUAGGAAAUUCAUCAUUUUAUUUAUUUAGCAGUUCGGACUUUAUCCUACUAACAGCUCUGUUCUGAACAUUCCACAUGCAGCAAAUUGCAUGUAAAUCAAGGAUCUUCCUUGGAGAACCAGGCCUGAAGAGACCUUCCUCAGUCUCAAUAAGUCACUUGUAAUAAGGAGAAGAAUAACCUGAUCUAGACUGAGUUCCAUGUUCACCUGAAAUAGACUCCGGCGAUAUGCAGAAUCUUUGAGCAGAGAUGACCUUCCCCAGGUAAAGGUACGCACAGGGAGACUCUUUAAAGAAAUCCAUUUUUACAGGAAGAGCUGAGCACCCACCCAUCAAGUGUUUCAAGAUGCGCACCAAAAUUUGAGGGACCCAGAAUAACAAACUCUCAGAACUGGUGGGGCUUCUACACCACCCCUCUCUGGAGGAAGAAGGUGAAUCAGGAUGCUCUGGAAACUUGCCUUAUCUGUUUUUCUGGUGGCGGCCUUGGUUAAAGUAACAGAUACCAGGAAAAACCGACCUGCAGGAGCAAUUCCAUCUCCCUACAAAGAUAGCACAAGCAACAACUCGGAGAGGAGGCAGCAUCUGAACAAAGAAGUACUGGCCUCCAGCCAGGAGGCCCUGGUGGUCACUGAGAGGAAGUACCUUAAAAGUGACUGGUGCAAAACCCAACCCCUGCGGCAGACUGUCAGCGAGGAGGGCUGCAUAAGCCGCACCAUCAUCAACCGUUUCUGCUAUGGCCAGUGCAACUCCUUCUACAUCCCCCGGCAUGUGAAAAAGGAUGAGGAAUCCUUCCAGUCCUGUGCUUUCUGCAAGCCUCAGAAAGUCACCUCCUUCACUGUGGAGCUGGAGUGCCCUGAGCUGGAUCCACCUUUCAGACUCAAGAAAAUCCAGAAAGUCAAGCAGUGCAGGUGUAUGUCUGUGAACCUCAGCAACUCGGACAAACAGUGAAAGCAAGUAUCUGGCUACUGCUUGGCAUCACCCCAUCGGAUUUGCUGCUGUCUCUCCUCUUCCCUGAGCAGACUCAUUGUCUGGUUUUCUUUCUUCAGGAUGCAUCUCUCUAGCAGGGAAGGCUCACUUGUCAUUUGCCUACUGGAAAUAAAGCUUGGCCUGGGCUAUGUUAGGCACCUUGCCAUAAAACCUCAGCAUAUUUCCGAUCUAAUCAUCUUGCAAUUGAAUCUUUAAGGGUGGAGCCGGCCCCUCCGAAUUUGGGAUUGAUGAUCAUCUAGGUGAGCGAUGGCUGAAUCCAGCAUUUCCCACUAUGUGGGAAAAACCCUCUGCCCUACACUCCAGUCCUUUCCGUGGGAAGAAAAUGUGUCUCGCUACCUUUCCAUCUCACUCAGUGUUCAGUCUGGAGCUUUUCACCUUCAUAUUUAAGUGCUUGGUGCUGCCACCUGUGGCUGUGAGGUGCAGCUCUGGGAUACAGUACAGUGCUAAAAGAAAGGGAGGAGCAAUGAGCCUGAUCCAGGAACUCUCACGUUGGAUGACAGAAUGGCUCUGCACUCCUUGUCUGAGAUGGAGAUAAGCACGGGGAGAGGGAACGUUAGGCCAGCCACAGCUCUCUCAGCAGCCACUGCUUGUCCGUCAACAGAUUGAGGAUGGAUUCUUGUGCUGUUGCAAUUUGACUAUAUCACACACACAGUCUCUACAGCAAUGUUUAUUUUGUAACCUAGCUAUAGUAAAGUUGUUUAAAAUAUUAUUAGACCUAGCCAUGUAUAUUUUUCUUGUGGCAGAAUAUUCCGAAGAUUAGAUUAAAGUGUUUUUGAGUAAAUAGACUUGAUUGCUAGGUCAGUCACCUGACUUGAAACUGACAGGUUUUGAAUGGGCUUUCAGUAGAUUCUGCCUUAGUUUGUUCCGAAACCCAUCCAGUUAUUACUGUGUAUUUAUUCCUGCGAGGGGUGGGUUUGCGGGGAGGGUAUUAAAACAGUUGUAGGAGCAGUAUUUCACUUAAGUUAUUAAAGCAUUGCAGCACAAAGGACAGAUUGCAGUCAUUGUUGCUUUGAAUACAAAAGCUGCCUUACAUAUCAGUUUCUUCAGGUGUCGGGAGUGGCAUCUUCCACACAGUGAAUGGGAAUCAAGUGACCUUUGUCACGUUGAGGGAAGAGUAGGCUAGCAAGUGCUUGUAGAAUGUGGUCACAGCUACAGAAAUGAGAAAGGGUUCUGUCCCAUCCUUUACAAAUUGGGCGGGAAUAAGCUGUUGUAACUACUGCAGCACUGUUGCCCCAUUACAUUUUUGAUAUGGGGUAUAAUGAAUCGAUGUCGAUGGAUAUUUCAAUUAGUUUAAAGUCCAUAGUAAGUUACUCACUCACCAAACUUUAGCAUGUUUGUAUAUUCAGUAUGUUCUAGUUCAGAUGUCUAAGACCAGUGGCUGUAAUGUCUUCUCUUUAAACACAGCAAGUUAAUCAAAGAGCACACAAACUAAUACAAGAGACUAAUGUGUGACCUUGUUGCAUGUCUUAUAGCUUAGCAUCUGCAAUACUUCUGGGCUAGUGAAAUCAGCCUGUGGAGCACUUCUCUGGCAACGUCUUCAGGAAUGACCAAUCCAAAGGGUUAAAAGUGUUACAAACUGUUGCCAGCUAUGAGUUCAAUGGCAUAGUUCACUAUUAUGCGAGGCAGGCUGCUUUAAGAGGCUUUUGGUACUGAUCUCUGCUAGAGCUCACCAAUCGGUUUAUGGGGAUUGGCACGGGGAGGAUGGGAUCGGGUAGGUAUGUUAUCCCUACAUUGUUACAGCUACAUUGCAUGUAUUUUCUGCCUUGUUACACAAUGUCAGAGCUGCCAAGGGAGACUCCUAGUCUAGGGCUUGCUUUAGAGGCUGGUACUGCUACACUGUCAGCCAUACGAAUGGGCACUGCUGAAUCUAGGUUAUUGGGAGCUUUUUGACAGUAGAGAGGGAGUUUGAAAUGCCUGCAACCCAUUAGGGUUCUAGGAUUAUGAGUGUGUCCUUGAAGGAAGAGAUUGUAAAGCCAGGCCCUUGUGGUUAAGACUAGAUAGAAAUUCUCUGGGCCCUUCUUAAUUAUAUAAACUCUACAAAUUAUUUAAGGAAAAAAUAUGCAAGAAUGCUUAUUAAGCUACACCCAAGCAGGGUUUCUCACCAACUUGCAAUAUGAAUAUGCUGCAGCAUGAAGCUCCUCCUUGGGGCUGUUUGUAUGUAAAAACUGAGUAGAGCUUGUAAUGGUUCAAACUGUAUUUAAUUCUUGUUUUAUAAAUGAAAACAAAAAAAUGAAGAAAUGCUAUAAUUAUUUUAUAGGUGUACUGUUAAAUUAUAGAACAAAUAAAGAUACUCUAGGGUUAUAUGGA